Molecule: messenger RNA, 1194 nt
Organism: Chaetomium fimeti
Lineage: Eukaryota; Fungi; Ascomycota; Sordariomycetes; Sordariales; Chaetomiaceae
Exons: 1
Coding region: 262-1023 (253 amino acids)
Source: RefSeq, a predicted model, not a curated record
AUCGGAGGGGCUGACCAUAGUCCCUCCGAUGCGUCGCCGUUCUCUUCGACACAUCAUCUCCUCGUCCUUCCGUAUCCUGGGUCUGGUCGGUUUUGUUUGGCUUGAGCGUUUGGUUGGCUGGCGGGACUGGUAUGCGGGCAAUGAAGGGGGCGCGUCCAUAGCACGGGUCGGUUUGGGUUCGCCGGGCUGGGUGACUGGGUGGGCCGGUCAGUUGAAUGGAGAAGGGGAGAGGCGCUUCGGCCGGUCGGCUUGUUUCGAAGCAUGGCAGCUCGGAUGGAGAGGGAAAGGGAAUGGUGCAAUAUGGACGUGGGUUCUGAGGUGUCAUGUAGGAAUAUAUUGCCGUUGUCUUUGUCGUUCCCCCAUGUAUCUUCUGUUUGCUGCCAUCUCGUGCGUGUGGCUAUCGGUGCCCGUCACGGUAUGUAUGAGUGCUCUUUGGCACCUCCCUUUGCUUGGAUAAAAACAACAAAUUCUCAUAUUUCCGACAGUUCUAUCCCUUCCUCCUCGAGUAUCGCUCCAAGGCCUGGCCGAGGUGUUGACCCCAGUUCUAGCUCGCAGAAAUCUCCGACGGGAAGAUACAAGUUCGAAAUAUUCCCAACGCCCACCAUGAUCGUGUCCCACCAUACCCGUUCGUGUUUAUCUCCAUCCACGUCUUCCGCUCCCUCCUCGCAAAGGACUAUGAACUCCCUUCGCCAACCCAAUAUUACUGCCGAACUCCGUUUAUACCAACUGGACCGCGCAUUAUAUUCCCCAUUACCCUCAUUGUCACCACCAAACAAUAACGACGCCCCCCUAGAUACGGAUAUAUUCUCGACCCCCGACCACGACCAGCGUGCCGGAAUCCCUCCAAACCGCGACGAUCUCGCCCGAGCCGCACCCCCCAGCAAAGGGCCGGCCGUCGCCGCUGAUAAAGAAACAAUACUAAUACUACUGGUGCUACUGGUGCUACUGCGCCUGCUACCCGCCGCAAUCCCCGUAGUGCUAACGCCAGCGCCAGCACCAGUCUCAACCCACGCUCCGGCAUAACUCGCGCGCCUCCCGCUCUUGAUAUUCUUCCCAUUACCCAUAGCACUGGCACUCCCACUUCCACUCAUACCCCCACUUAUACUCUCAUUCCCACUCCCACUCCCACUUUCACCCUCACCACUACCCCCUCCCCCUCCAACCCAAUCUCCCCUUCCACCCCCACCCCCAACC